AUAAAAGGGACAUUUAAAGAGAAAAAUAGAGACAUUUAAGAGAAAAAAAAGUGUCUUUUAAUAACAAUGCUUUGCAUUUCUACCGAGUAUCUUGCAUCCAAGAAUCUUAAAAUAUUUUACAAUCUUUAAAUAAUUAAACAGCAGAAAAUCCUCAUUAUGUAGCUCAAUAAACCGCUAGAUUGGAUUGGAAGAGAUUUCUGGAAGAAAAGAGUGAAAAAGUAAAUAUUUGGGUUGCACCUAAGAGGGACAGUGGAGAUAUAUUCCACACCUGCACACUCCCUAAUCCAAAAAACUGUAUGUAGUGGUAAAUAAUCAGGUAUUGUCCUUUAUAUGAGUAGAAAGUAGGGCAUGGCUCCUCCCCCCCAUUUGUUUUUCGUGGUGGCAGCUUUAUACUAAAUAGAGAAGAGGUUAUUAGCCAACUGUGUGUUGAAUCAGGCAAUAAAGUAAAGCAGACUGGUUCCCUUAAUGGUGAAAAUGUUUGGAGGAAACAGAGUCCUCAUUUACCUCUCUAGAUGUGGAUUUUGGCAGGCUACUACCGGAAGUAAAAGCAAGCAGAAGAGAGAGAGAGGGAAGAAGAACUUCAUUUAACAAGCAAAUUCCUUUCCGCACAGAGAAGGCUCAUGGAAGAAGAAUGUCACAAAAGCUGCUGAAAGAAGCCUUUAUCAGUAACUUAAAUGGAACGAGUUUUCUAGAAAUUUCAGUAGGUUUAACUCUAGCUCCACUGUGUAUAGCUUGCAGAGGUUUGCUGUUAAUUUUGUAUAAUCUGCACAAUGGAAGACCUUUACAUUCAAGAAAGUAUCAUCUACUACUCGACUUUACAGUGCUAGUAGUUCCUUUUGUGCUCAGCUGUACAAUUUUGUCCCCUGUACUCCCUCUUUUGCCAAUAACUAUUGGGGCCUUCUGUGCAGGAUUAUUUUAUAAAAUAUACAACAGACGAAAUCAUUGUAUCAGGACUCCUCUGAAGCAAAUCAUACAUGAUUUCCUGAAGACUAGCUUAGAACCAGACUACAUUCCAUCAAUAACAGUGUUUCGUGUUUAUGUCAACAUGUUAACUGCAAUCAACAUUCUAGCAGUGGAUUUUCCACAGUACCCCAGACGGUAUGCUAAAACUGAGACCUAUGGAACAGGCGCUAUGGAUUUUGGAGUGGGAGCUUUUAUUUUUGGUAAUGCUCUUGUUUGUCCUGAAGUUAGACAAAAAACAGGUGUGGUGCAAUCCAAAUUCUCCUGUCUAGCAAGACAGUUGUUAUCUGUUUGGCCAUUAGUUUUUCUUGGCUUGGGACGACUGAUCAGUGUUAAAGCUGUAGAGUAUCAUGAACAUUUUUCAGAGUAUGGAGUGCACUGGAAUUUUUUUUUCACUUUAGCAACUGUGAGAAUGACUGCAUCACUACUUUUAACUCUAUUUCCAACCAACAAAUCAUGGAUUGUUUCUAUGAUUCUUGCUGUAUUUUAUCAGCUUAUUCUUGACACUACCCAUCUGAAGAUGUUUGUUUUAUAUGGGAGUGAUGGCAAAGAUACAAGGGUUGGAUUUUUAAAUGCUAACAGAGAAGGAGUGUUCUCCCUUUUUGGUUAUCUGGCUAUCUAUAUGGCUAGUGUGCAAGUGGGGUUAUAUUUGUUAAAGAAGAGAACUUUAGUCAAGGACUGGAUUGAAGUAAUAUGUUUCUUUCUGCUGACAGUUUUCAUACUCUUUAUAUUUCUUCCUAUGUCUCAAGUUUAUGUUGAGCCUGUGUCCCGCAGGAUGGCUAAUCUGCCUUUUUGCAUCUGGAUAGUUGCUCAGUGCCUGAUAUUUUUAAUCUGUUUUUUAGUGACUGAUCUUAUUUUGGUGUUUACAAAACUUCUGGUAAAUGGGUCUCGAGUGCCUUGCUGUUGGAAUUUUACACAACCACCUAAUACAAAUACAAAGCACGAUUCAGAGCCCACAUCUAUCAAAAGAGAAAGACAGUGGCUAAGUAUUUGCAUAAUUAAUGCUAUUGAUAAAAAUCAGUUAGUUUUUUUCUUGCUAGCAAAUGUUAUGACUGGCAUAGUGAAUAUGAUGAUCGAUACAAUCCACAGCAAUGCCACAUUUACCUUAUUUGUGCUACACUUGUAUAUGUUUACUAACUGUUUAAUUAUGUAUAUAUUGCAUGCAAAAAAUGUAAUAUUAAAAUGCUGGUGACUAUUGAAACUACUUGUGUUCUAGUACUUUGUAUCUUAAGUGUACAAGUAAAAUUUAUAUUUUGUUAUCCAUGCUCAAGUGAUAGUUUUAAUGGAAAAUACAAAUUUUGUCUUAGAUUUAUUUCUGUGCAAACACGUUGGUUUGUAGUAUACUGUGUAUUUAUGAUUUAUAUCUAGGCUUGGCAGGAUUCAGUUUAAAAAAAAAUUUUGACAGCUAAUAUCAGUGUUUAUUUUUAAGCAUUUUCCCUAUGUUUACCAAUUUAAAUUUCAGGUGUGCAAAAUUAUGGGUUUUAAGCAUUUUUUUUUUUGUAUUUUUAUCUAUUUAAAUUUUCACAAUUGCGGGAAAUUAUGGAGAUCAGACAUUGGGGAAGGUCAGACAAUCAUUUAAUGACAGUAGACAUUGAGAUUCAAGAAGUUAAAGCUUUAUAGCUAUUAAUGCACAAAUUGUCAACAUAACAGAACUUACUAAGUAAAUAUCCUUAAAUCAAACUAAGUUUUUAAGCAGCAUUUUUCUUACUAUGCUUUUCUGUAAAUUUCAACUAUUAUUGAUGGAAAUAUUUUUUGUUGUUGUUGAUUUAUGUUCUGACAGUGAAAUUGACAUUUACUGGAAAAAAACCUAAUCCUUCCAGGUCUAUUUUUACCAAAUGAUAUCAUCACCCAGUGAAAUUUAUGGAAAAUGUUAACACUUUUUUAAAAAAAAUAAACACCUUAUUUACA
Molecule: messenger RNA, 2868 nt
Organism: Caretta caretta (loggerhead turtle)
Lineage: Eukaryota; Metazoa; Chordata; Testudines; Cheloniidae
Gene: PIGW
Product: phosphatidylinositol glycan anchor biosynthesis class W
Biological process (GO): GPI anchor biosynthetic process; protein localization to plasma membrane
Cellular component (GO): membrane; endoplasmic reticulum
Molecular function (GO): glucosaminyl-phosphatidylinositol O-acyltransferase activity
Source: RefSeq, a predicted model, not a curated record